Crotalus tigris (Tiger rattlesnake) is the source of this 2049-nucleotide messenger RNA. Its product is annotated as vomeronasal type-2 receptor 26-like. Gene Ontology annotation, biological process: G protein-coupled receptor signaling pathway. Gene Ontology annotation, cellular component: membrane. Lineage: Eukaryota; Metazoa; Chordata; Lepidosauria; Squamata; Viperidae. Gene Ontology annotation, molecular function: G protein-coupled receptor activity. The coding region runs from base 1 to 2049 and encodes 682 amino acids. The record is from RefSeq and is a predicted model, not a curated record. The transcript has 7 exons.
AUGGCGAAAUGGACAUACCUGGCUUCAAUGGAACUUCUCUCAACACAGGGCAGAUUCAUCCCCAAUUAUAAGUGUGAUGCCAAGGACCAGGCAAUAUCUGUUAUUGCAGGACCUAACUCUCACAUCUAUCCCUACAUCGCAAACAUUGUGAAUGUCUAUAAGAUGCCACAGCUUUCAUAUGGGUCUUCUCCAACAAUAGAUGACAACAUACAAAUGGUUUUCUUUCAUCGUUUUUUCCCAAAUGGUGAUCAACAGAUUAAGGGUAUUCUCCAGUUGCUGCUAUAUUUUAGAUGGACAUGGAUUGGGCUGAUUUACCAACUUAAUAAGAGUGGAGAGAGAUUCAUACAAAAUAGUGUUUCUUUGUUUUCCCAGAGAGGGGUCUGCUUUGACUUCAUAGAAGAGAUGGCCAAGGAAACAUUUUCUAAUCUUAUUUUAAGUGUCCUUUUAGAUUUUCGUAAAACAUACAUGGUUAUCAUGAAGAGCACUGCCAAUGCUAUUAUUCUACACUGUGAAAAUCAGAACACUAUCUUUUUUAGAAUAGUGUUCUGGGAACAGGUUUUUGAAGAAAGACCUAGAAAAUCCAAAAUUUGGAUCAUGACAGCCCAGAUGGAAUUCACCUCCAUCCUAAUGCAAAGACAGUUGCCCAUUGAUUUUCUCCAUGGUGCUUUUGCCUUUGCAAUUCACUCAAAGGAGCUGACUGGAUUCCAACAAUUUAUGCAGAACAGAAACCCAAACUUUGACAAAGAAGAUGGUUUCAUUAAGGAUUUCUGGAAAGAUGCAUUUGAAUGCUCAUUCUCCAGUGAUGUUACAGAUGAGAAUACUGAAAGGGUCUGCACUGGAGAAGAGAAGCUGGAGACUCUUUCAAAUUCUGUGUUUGAGAUGACCAUAAGUGGACAUAGUUACAGCAUCUAUAAUGCAGUCUAUGCUGUAGCAUAUGCUCUGAAGGCAUUGCACUCCGCCAAACUCAAAGAAGGUCAAAUAAUGAAUAAAAAGAGAUGGAAACUCUUCCUUCAAUCAUCAUGGCAGACAUUACCUCUUUCCAUCUGUAACAAGAAAUGUCCUCUUGGCCAUAGCAAGUUAAAAGUGGAAGGGAAAUUAUCCUGCUGUUAUGACUGUAGACGGUGUCCAAAAGGAAUGAUAGCAGACCAACUGGACUUGGAUGAUUGUCUUACAUGUCCAGAGUAUCAAUAUCCAAACAAAGAUCAAGAUAUGUGCAUUCAAAAAAGCAUAAAUUACUUGACAUAUCAAGAAUCUCUGGGGAUUUGUUUGGUAGUGAAUGCUAUCUUAUUUUCUUUCAUCACAGCUAUGAUUCUGGUGAUCUUCAUUAAAAACCAGGAAACUCCCAUUGUCAAAGCUAACAACAUAAAUCUCACUUAUUGCCUUCUCAGUGCUCUUCUCCUUUCCUUCCUUUGCACUUUGUUCUUCAUUGGGCAACCUAAUCAAGUGAAAUGUCUCUUGCGACAAAUUGUUUUUGGCAUCCUCUUCUCAGUAGCUCUUUCUUGCAUAUUGGGGAAAACAAUCAUAGUGGUUCUAGCUUUCAUGGCCACCAAACCAGGCUCCAAAAUGAGGAAAUGGGUGGGGAAAAGGCUGGCAAACAUAAUUGUCCUAUUUUGCUCCUUGGUACAACUCACCAUUUGUGUACUAUGGCUGGUAAUUUCUCCCCCUUUUCCAGAUUAUGACAAACACUCCAUGGCUGAAGAAAUUGUCCUGCAAUGUAAUGAAGGUUCAACUACAAUGUUUUAUACAGUCCUUGGAUUUUUGGGAUUCUUGACUGCUAUCAGUUUCACGGUGGCCUUCCUAGCUAGGAAUUUACCUGAUAGUUUCAAUGAAGCCAAAUUUAUCACCUUCAGCAUGUUGGUCUUUUGCAGUGUCUGGGUAACAUUUGUUCCCACCUAUCUGAGCACCAAGGGGAAGUACAUGGUGGCUGUGGAAAUCUUCUCCAUUUUGGCUUCUGCAGCUGGAUUACUAAAUUGCAUAUUUAUGCCUAAAUGUUAUAUCAUUAUUCUAAGACCUGAUCUGAAUAAGAAGAAACAACUAAUAAAGAAAUGA